Messenger RNA from Aphanomyces invadans, 822 nucleotides. RefSeq lists its product as hypothetical. Lineage: Eukaryota; Oomycota; Saprolegniomycetes; Saprolegniales; Verrucalvaceae. The transcript has a single exon. Gene Ontology annotation, molecular function: serine-type endopeptidase activity. Bases 1 to 822 code for a protein of 273 amino acids. The record is from RefSeq and is a predicted model, not a curated record. Gene Ontology annotation, biological process: proteolysis.
AUGACCACGCUCCUCGCCCUCGCUGCCCUCUCCGCGUUUGCCGCCGCCCGACCCGAAAUCGUCGGCGGCACUGAAGUCCCCUUAGACCAGUUCAAGUACGUGGCAAGUCUCCGUGACACCGAGUCCGGAGAUACCUUGUGCGGAGGGACCUUGAUUUCCCCCACGAAAAUCCUCACCGCCGCGUCUUGCGUCGACACGUCGGCCAACUACGCGUCGAUCGGAUCGCACAACUCGAUCGGCGACAAGGACGGCGAACGCAUCAAGAUCGUAAACAGUAUCAUGCACCCCAAGUUCAACGACACGACGCUCGAGUACGACUUUGCCAUCCUUGAAUUGGAAUCCGAAUCCAAGUUCGACCCUGUCGCGCUCAACUGGGACGCGAUUGAACCCGACACCGAGACGUGGGUACUUGGCUUCGGCGCAACCUCGUUUUUCGAGGAGAUCGUCGGUAAAACCGCGACUCUCGGGAAAAACUCCCCCGUACUCUUGAGCGCCAAGUUUAACAUCUGGUCCAACAACGAGUGCCAAAAGGUUCUGGAAGGCGAAGUUGAAGUCUCGGAGUCCAUGUUGUGCGCCUAUGCCGCGGGCAAGAGCCCGUGUUUAGCCGACAUUGGCGGACCGUUGAUCAUCAAACGCGACGGUGUCGAGUACGUCGCCGGUGUGGCGAGCUGGGACUCUCUUUGCGAUUCUAAGUACCCUAGUGUGUACUCGCGCGUGUCGGUCGCCCGCGAGUUCAUCCAACCCCACUUGGCUGUCAUCGCCACGCAGCCAGAAAACUAUGUUAGUACGAGGUUUCAUACAACUCGGUUAACUUGUCCAUAA